AUGCGUUUCUCCACCACCAUCCUCGCGGCCUUCAUGGUCUGUGCCAGCAUUGCUGCCCCGACGCCUAACACUGAGAUCGGCAACUCCAUUAUAGGAAGCUCUGAUGCUUCAAAGCUCUCGCUAUUCAACAGAGAGGCUGGUAACUUGGAAGCUGAACGGGCCAAUACCAAUGCCCUUGUUGCACGGAAAGGAAAAGGGAAAGGGAAAGGGAAAAAGAAAGGAUUGCUUGGGUUGGGGUUUCUAGGGGGCCCUGGAUCGAAGAAACCACCACGGGUUAAGCCUACUCCUAACAAACCCACCGAGCCCACCAACACCGACCCCGAGAGCAGCAAGACCGACGGACUCGUUACGCGCGACAAUACCAAUGCCCUUGUUGCCUCGGCCAACGAAUUGGUGCGUGGGUUUUUCGGGGGGAAAAAACGACCACAACCCGAGCCCACCAACACCGACCCCGAGAGCAGCGAGACCGACGGAUUCGUUACGUUUGGUGACGGAGAGGGUGACGAAGUAGAAGCUCCCUAG
This is a messenger RNA of Arthroderma uncinatum, 522 nucleotides long. RefSeq lists its product as uncharacterized. The transcript has a single exon. Bases 1 to 522 code for a protein of 173 amino acids. The record is from RefSeq and is a predicted model, not a curated record. Lineage: Eukaryota; Fungi; Ascomycota; Eurotiomycetes; Onygenales; Arthrodermataceae.